AUGAGAGGCUCGACGAGCCGACCAACACCGGAGGUCCAGUGGAUCGCCAACGAUGGCAAGCCGAUUGAGGAUUCGAAGAAGAUGAAGAUCGAGACGACACAACUCAACACGGUGCUCACGAUCAAUGGCAUCGAUUCAAGCGAUCAAGGCGAAUUUACAUUGAGAGUCAAAAAUCGAUGCGGCGAGGACAAAUAUUGUAUUGGAAUUCAGGUCACCGAUCGGCCGUGUGCCCCUGGCAAACCUGCCGUCGAGGAUCAGAAUGUCGACUCGGUUCGCCUUCGAUGGGCGGCGCCAACCAAUGAUGGCGGCUCGCCGGUGAGAAACUACACGGUUGAAAUGGCCAAGGAGAAGGAGAACAUCUGGACGAAGGCCGAAGUCACGAAGCAGACGUUCAUCUCAUUGUUCAAUCUGGUCGCCGGUGAGACGUAUGUGUUCCGCGUGCGCGCCGACAACACGUUCGGACAAUCGGAUCCAUCGGAGAUCUCUGAUCCGGUGUUCGUCAAAGACGUGAGCCGGACUGUUGAAGAGCCGAAGAAAAAGAAGGCUAGCGUGAAAGAGCACGACGAGUCGAUUGACUAUGAGAAGGCUUCCAACGAAUCGGGACCAACGGAAUACAAAACUGUCGAUAUUCAUCGGCUUCCGAACGAUCUGCAAUCAAAGUAUAUCAUUCAUGAGGAGCUCGGAAAGGGCGCCUAUGGAACGGUUUAUCGCGCCACUGAAAGAGCCACUGGAAAGACAUGGGCGGCGAAGAUGGUCCAAGUUCGGCCGGGUGUGAAGAAGGAGAAUGUUAUUCAUGAGAUCUCGAUCAUGAAUCAACUCCAUCAUGACAAACUCCUCAAUUUGCACGAAGCAUUCGACAUGGGCAACGAGAUGUGGCUCAUCGAGGAAUUUGUUUCCGGUGGCGAGUUGUUUGAGAAGAUUCUUGAAGACGAUUCCCUGAUGAGUGAGGAAGAAGUGCGAGACUACAUGCAUCAAAUCCUUCUCGGUGUUCAGCACAUGCAUCACAAUCAGAUAGUCCAUCUCGAUCUCAAGCCAGAGAACAUUCUGCUCAAAUCGAAGAACUCCACCGAAUUGAAGAUCAUCGACUUUGGACUUGCUCGAAAACUUGAUCCGAAGAAGAGCGUGAAACUUCUGUUCGGAACUCCGGAGUUCUGCGCGCCAGAAGUCGUCAACUAUCAACCCGUCGGCCUCUCAACCGACAUGUGGACAGUUGGCGUCAUCUCAUACGUUUUGCUAUCCGGUCUCUCGCCAUUCCUUGGCGAUAACGAUGAGGAGACAUUGACGAACGUCUCCGCCGCCGAUUGGGACUUUGACGAUCCGAGUUGGGACGAUGUCUCAGAUCUCGCCAAAGACUUCAUCUGUCGAUUGAUGAUCAAAGACAAGAGGAAGAGGAUGAGUGUGCAAGAUGCGCUCAGACAUCCAUGGAUUACGGUAAGCUAUUUUUGUAGCAAUGGUCCGUUAUUGUCCGCGUUCAAUGAUUUGUCUGAAUAUGUCAAGAAGAUGCAACCCAAGCCUGACAAGGGUCCACUUCCAGCUCGCCAGAAGAGAAACUUCUUGUCUCUUAAGAGAUGGUCCGAUGAUCUUCUUCCUAUUGGACGCCUCGCCAAGCGGGGAGCUAUUUUCCGCCGUUUGACAAUGGAUGGUGUGUUCGAGCGCAAGAUCUCAUUUGAUACUGACACCGCUCCAAGUAUUAAGAAGAAGCUUGACGAUAUUGUCGCCAAUGUUGGAGACCUCAUUGCGACAUUGUCGUGCGAUCUUGAAGGCACCCCAAUGCCAAAAAUUGCUUGGUUCAAAGAUGGCAAAGAGCUUCAAGUUCCAUCCAUCAAGUACGACUCGUUCUACAAUGAGGGACUUGCGGAGCUUACGAUCAAGAAUAUUGUUGACACCGAUGCUGGCAAGUAUACGUGCCGUGCAACGAAUGAUCUCGGAAGUAUUAUGACUCAUGCCAAGUUGUCGGUUCAAGGAGAAGCCGCCAAGAAGAAGAGCAAGGCGGAGACACUGCCGGCGACGUUGGAGAAGAAGAAGAGGGCAACCAAGAUUGUUGAGCCGGAAGACAAGGUUCUCAAUAUGCCGCCAAGCUUCCAUCACACAUUGAAGGACGAUGAAGCCAAAAUCGGAGAAUCGAAGAUUCUUGUGGUUACGAACACGACGCUGCCUGAACCCAUUGUUGAAUGGUAUCUCAACGGCGAUCAAAUUGCGAUCAACGACAACAAUUAUCUCAAGAAGCAUGACAAAGGACGAUACGAGCUCCACAUUCUCAGCGUUAGCGCUUCUGAUGAAGGCCAAUGGAGGGCUGUUGGAAAGAAUGCCUAUGGUGAAUGCGAAAGCGAGGGCUAUUUGAAGGUUAUUGUGCCCGAUGGCCAAUUCGCGCCAACUUUCGGCAAAGAGCUCACCGACAUCAAGUGCUCGGAAUCGGAAAUUUUGAAGCUCGAAGUCAACAUUGAGGCGAAUCCGGCGCCGGAGAUCAGCUGGUUCCGCAAUGACGAUGAGAUUCAACAUUCGCAACGACAUCGUCUUCAAUUUGACGAUGGAAGCGGCAACUAUUCAUUGACAAUCAUCGAUGCUUACGCGGAAGACAGCGGUAACUACAAGUGUGUGGCCAAGAAUAAAAUCGGAAAGGCUCACACCCUUUGCUGUGUUCGAAUUGAGGAGCUCGUCGCCAAGCAGAGCAAGAAGAUUGACAAGAGCAAAGCGCCGCGAUUCCGAAUGCAGCUUCCGACGCCCAGAGAAGUUCCGCAAGGAAGUGAUUUGACGCUGGUUUGCUCGGUGUCUGGAACUCCACACCCCAACAUCAAGUGGAUGAAGGAUGACCAGCCAGUCGACAUGUCGAAUAAACAAAUGAAGCAUGAGAAUGGUGUGUGCACCCUUCACAUCAUGGGUGCUCGCGCCGAGGAUCAAGGAAGGUAUGUGUGUGAGGCUGAGAACAUUCACGGAGUCGCACAGUCAUUCUCGAUUGUCGAAAUCAAGGAAGCGAUCGACAAGGAUCAUUCGAAGCCGAAGUUCGUUGAGCAACUUGUCAAUUGCUCGACCUGCGAAGGCAACGAGAUUGUUCUCGAAUGUUGCGUUACCGGAAAACCGAUUCCAACUGUCUCUUGGUACAAGGAUGGUUUGAAGAUGAUCAUUGAAAACCGCAUGCUUCAAUACACCGAUCGCAAGGGAGUUGCUCGAUUGAACAUCAUGAAUGUUGUGAUCGACGACGCGGGAGAAUACACGUGCGAGGCUGUGAAUAACCUUGGAAAAGACUUUACUCAUUGCACAGUCAAAGUGGUGGAUAUGGGAUUGACGAAAUCACGACUAACUCCUGUUCGAAGCCGAAGCCGAAGCCGCAGUAGAUCACCAUCAGUGUUGACUCAAGAAGUCAAUCGACCGCCAGUUGUCACUCGACCACUGGCCGACGCCACGGUUGUGGAAGGCAAUCGCGAGCUGCUCGAAGUUGAAGUCGACGCAUUCCCAACACCAACGAUUGAAUGGUAUCACGAUGGCAAACUUGUCGCUGAGAGCCGAACGUUGCGCACAUAUUUUGACGGAAGAGUCGCGUUCUUGAAGAUCUAUGAAGCGCACGACGAGCACAAUGGACAGUACGUGUGCAAGAUUUCCAACAAGCAUGGAUCCGUCGAGACACGCGCCACGGUUGUCGUCGAGAAGUCGAGUGAGCACAGCGAGCACGUCAAACAGAUGCCGACGUUCGUUAAGAAGAUUCAAGAUGUUGUUCUGAAGAAGUCUGGAGAAACCGCGACGUUCACUUGCCAAUCGCGUGCUGAUCCGACUCCGCAGAUUGUGUGGCUUCACAAUGGAAAAGCGGUGAACGAUUCGAAUCGGUACAAGAUCAGAAUCUUUGAUGAUAAUACCUCGACUCUUGUCAUUGAUAAUGUCUCUGACGAGCUCUGUGGAACCUACACCGCAGUGGCGACGAAUCAAUUCGGUGAUAUUCACACGUCGGCAGAAUUAAGCAUUGCUGGAAAUGAGCCGAUGAUCGCCGUGGCUUCUUUGCCGUACUUCAUUGUUGAGCCGAAAGCAAAGUACAACGUUCCGGAAGGAUCGACGUUAACCAUCUCCACGGAUUUGAACGGAUCUCCGAAACCUGAUGUUAUGUGGUUGAAGGACAACCAAGAGAUUGUUGCAACGGACCGAAUUCAAUUCAAGAAUGAGGGUGUCAACUAUCAAUUGAUUGUAACGGAUAUUGCGCAUGGAGAUGAAGGGACCUACACGAUUGCGGUCGAAAAUGAAAAAGGCAAAAUUCGGCAAAACUCAGAAGUCGCCAUAAUCAAGAAGGCCGAAACCAAAGAAACGAAGGAGAAGAAGAAGGUCGACAAGAAGAAAGAUGAGAAGAAGCCCGGACGACCUGGAUUGCCUAGACCAACGAACGUGAAAACCGAUAGAGUGACGAUUGCCUGGGAUAGAGCACCAUCUGAUGAUGCGCCUUCUUAUAGCUAUGAAGUCGAGCAGAGAAGUCCAGAUCAGCGUUCGUGGAAAUCGGUCGGAAGCACGGCGAACAAUGAGAUCGACGUCAAGAAUCUCGAGGCGAACACCGAAUACAUUUUCCGAGUUGCCGCAAAGAACAAGACGGGCCAAAGCGAAUGGGCCGAAACGAUUGAGACCGUCAAGACAUUGCCUGAUGGAUCAGCUCCACAAUUCACACAGUUGCCGGAAUCUCGAAUCACGAUCAAUAAAGAGGAGCAAGCCGAACUGCGAACUGAGUUUGACGGGAAACAACCGAUUGCUGUGAAAUGGUAUAAGAAUAAUAUGCAAGUUCAAGAGGAUGAGAACGCCUCAAUCCAAACGACUUCAACCUCGUCGAUCUUGACAUUGAAGAGCCACGAAGAAGAUUCCAUCUACACUUGUCAUAUUGAAAACGAUCUUGGCCAUGCCUCCACAUCAAGCCAUGUGGUUGUCCUCAACCGUCCGACAUCUCUAAAGUCAAUCCCUGAUCAGUCAUUGGAAAGAAACAUCGUUCCCGUCAUUCAGAGGCCGUUGAUUAAUGAAACCGCUCAAAGCGGCCAACAAAUUGUGCUCAACUGCAGAAUCUCAUCGAGAUCUCAUCAUUCGAUUGCUUGGUUCAAAGACGGAAAUCGCGUCGAGUCAACUGGAAGAUAUGAGUUGAGCAGCGACAAAAAGGGCAACCACAAGCUGGUCUGCCACGCUGUUCAAGCCGCAGAUUCUGGAGUGUAUCGUUGUGUCGUCACCAACAGCUACGGAUUUGCUGAGAGCGAAUGCGAGGUGAAAGUUGAAGAUGCUAGCAAGUUCACCGCUCCGGUAAUCAAGAAGCUUCUCGAAGACGUCACAGUGAUUGCUGGACGUGAUCUUUCAUUGGAAUGUGUUGUUGAAGGAUUCCCGAUUCCCGAGGUCACCUGGUCAAAAGAUGGAAAGACAAUCUCAACAACUCGUCGCAUCAAGCAAACGCAAAAUGACGAUGGAGUCUGCACUCUUGUUAUUUCGAAAUGUGAAGCCGAAGAUACUGGAGUCUAUGUGUGCUCGGCAACGAAUGUCGCUGGUGUCGAUUCGACAUCUUCAAUGAUCAUGGUCGCCAGAGCAACAGGAAGCGAUUCCCAUUUGGUUAUUGCCGACUCUAUUGAAGAAAGACAAGAGAAGCCGCGAUUCAUCAGAGCGCCACCGUCUCUCAUUGAAGUCAAUGAAGGAGGUCAAUUCACACUGGUCGCCAAGGCCGUCGGUGAGCCAAAACCGAUGGUAACGUGGCUGAAAGACGGCCGCGAGAUUCUUCGAACCAAUCGCAUCUAUCGUCAUUUUGUCACCGGUGAUGGCGAAAGCCAUCUGACGGCUGAAUGCGUCGUCUCAAAAACGUCUGGAAUCUUCAGUUGUCGAGCCGAGAACACCAACGGUGAAGUGAUCGCUGAAACUCAAGUCAUCGUGCAGAGGAAGAAGUCGAUUCACGAUGCGUCGAAUGUUGCGCCAGCGUUCACGACGAAACUCACUGACAUGGGCAUUGUCAAUGGUCAUCCGGCGGUGUUGAGCUGCUAUGUCACUGGUGUUCCAGAGCCGACAGUCGAAUGGUUCUAUAUCGACGAUUAUGGAAAGAAGACCAAUCUUUCUACGUCAGAUACAAGCUGGUUGGAGUGCCGAUUCGGACAGGUCGCUGAAAUCAAGUCAGAAAGGGUUAUGCGCGAUCAACGAGGCACCUACAAAUGCGUCGCGACCAAUUCCAGUGGUCAGGCCUCAACGGAAUGCUACCUUCUUGUCGGAGAACUCUCCGAUGAGCCAGCUGGACCUCCACGUUUCGUGAAGUGCCUUCAUGAUAUCUGGACUCCGCUGAGCCAGACGAUCGAGUUCACCGUGGAGGUUGCCGGGUACCCAAUUCCAGAUCUCAUCUGGUACCACAAUGAGAACAAAGUUGUUGAAGGACGGAAUCGAAAGAUCUCGUUCCCAACCGAUACAUCAAGCCGUCUCCGCAUCAGCAAUGUUGCCCUCAAGGAUCUCGGUAUGUACUACGUCGAGGCAUCGAAUAUUCAUGGAGUUUUGCGAACUGCCGGUCGCCUGAACGUCGGCGAAGCGAAACAAUCAGAGCCGCCACAGUUCAAGCAUGUUCUUGAACAGAUUGUGGCAGUUCAGCCAAAAGUCGCCUUCUCGGAACAGAUCCCGCGAACCGCGUCGUCAGCGAAGAUCGAGAGCAAACGAAAGGGAGCUGCGCCCAUGUUUGUUCAAGGUCUCGAAGAUAUGGAUCUGAAGGCUGGCGAUUCGGCCGCCGUUGCCGGAAAACUUGGAAGGAAGCUGCGUCCUCACAAGCAUUCCGGUAGGAAUGCUGAGAAGUUGGCGAAAGCGCUGGCCAACUCAUUGAGACUCGACGAUCCGAGACAAUCCACUGAAAGUCGUCCGGAAAGUGCUAUCGCCACCGCUUUGGACGAAGUUCGCGCUGCGAUCCAUUCAAGAAAUAAGCGAAUCUGCCGUCCAAAAUUCCUGGUGAAGCCGAAACCCAAGAAGGUCCUCGAGGAAUACAAAUCGCUGCGUCUUAAAACCGCUGUGUCUGGAAAUCCACUUCCCGUCGUUCAUUGGGACAAAGACGGGGUUAUUCUGGAGACUGGCAACAAAUAUUCUAUCUAUAAUGAUGGUGAUUUCUACUAUUUGGAGGUUCAUCACGUUUCGAUGUUCGACAAGGGAUUCUACAAUUGUACUGCUGCUAACGAUGAAGGAAUCGCCACUUGCACUUCAGAGAUCGAUGUUGUCGUCAACACCGAUGAUUCUGCCGCGCAACAGGCCAAACGAAAAAGUCGAAAGGAAACCAAAGCACCGACAUUUAUUGAAGUCCUGCCGGGAAAGAUCAAGGCAAAUCCAAACGACAGUAUAACUGUCGAAUGUUCAAUCAACGCAUACCCAUGCGCGACUAUUCAAUGGUUCCGAAACUCAGUGCCACUUCUACCACAACCUGAUCGAUACAUCAUGUCGUAUGAUGGCGAAUGCGCGACGUUGAAAUUCUGCUCAAUAAGCUCAUCGGAUGAGGGAACGUAUUGUUGCGAAGCAAUCAACGAAAUUGGAACUACCAAAUCGCAGAUGAACCUCGAAGUUGGCGGUGUGGAUCCAAAUGCUGCUGAUGGAAUCCCGCCGCUCUUCCGGUUCGAGAAGAUCAAAUCUGUGCGCAAGGUGGUCGACGGAUGUCGUGUCGAGUUAGCUGCUGAACUCGUGCAGGCCUCCGAGCCACUUCAAAUUCGUUGGCUUCGCAAUAAAGUCACAGUUGUUGAUUCUCCAUCCUUCAGCUAUUCGAGAUCCGAGAAAAUGGUGUUCCUCACAAUUGCCGACGUCUUCCCGGAAGACGGAGGUGAGUACACCGUCGAAGCGAAAAAUCAAUAUGGAACCGCGAAAUGCUCCAUGCAACUUGAUGUUCGAAGCAACGAACGAUCGGUAGCCGAUGAAGCGCCCCGAAUUUUCGACUACGAACGCAACGUGCGCGUCGAUCCUGGCUCAAGUGCCGAACUUCGAGCCAAGGUCAUCGGGCACCCGGAUCCUGUGAUCACAUGGGCCAAAUCCGAUGUCACCCUGAUCAAUGAGGAUCGAUAUAUGAUGCGAAACGAGGGUGACACAUUCAUUUUACGCAUCAAGAAUGUCACACGAGCUGACAAUGGAAAGUACAAAAUCACUGCGCUGAACGCCUCCGGGCAAUCAAGCGCCGAUCUCGAACUCACCGUUGUUCAAUCAACAAAAAGUGUUGGCGAAAAGCCACGAUUCAAUGAAUCUCCGAUUUCUGUGCAGACGCGCGAGAAGAAUAGAGCCGAGCUGCGGGCUUCAUUUACUGGCGUACCUGUACCGACAUGUCGUUGGUUUUACAACGGCAAUGAACUUCUCGAUGGACUCGAUGGCUACACAAUCACCACAACUGAUGCCGAGUCGUCGUUGAUCAUCAAUUUUGUCGAGAAGAAUCAUUUUGGUGAAUAUUUAUGCACAAUUCGCAACACGAACGGCGAAGAGCUCGCGAAUGCGAUGAUUCUAUCGGAAGGCUCAUCUGCUGCACUCCCUUCAAGAAGAACUACGAGUCGACGAUAG
Caenorhabditis bovis is the source of this 8487-nucleotide messenger RNA. The record is from the annotation of a GenBank genome assembly. NCBI's taxonomy places the organism in Eukaryota, Metazoa, Nematoda, Chromadorea, Rhabditida, Rhabditidae.